AUUUUAACACUGAGCGUUGCGGCUUUACAGUGCUGCGCUCAGUGAAACGCACAAGCGGCUGAAGCUGCACAAACUGAAGCAUGGGGCUAAUCAAACUGGUGUUCUGUGCUGUUUCACUCCUGUUUGGGUCCCGAAUUUGCCUGGCGUUUAUCAUCCAACGAACUGCCAAACCAGACACUUCUUCUCCUCACUUCCAGGCAGACGCUCCAUGGGACAGCACAUCAGGAUCAUGCAAAAACAGGUGUUUUGAGCUUCAGGAGACAGAGGCGCCUAACUGCCGCUGUGACAACCUGUGCAAAACCUACAACAGCUGUUGCUCAGACUUUGAUGAGCACUGCUUAAAGACAGAGGGGGGCUUUGAGUGCAGUAAGGAGCGCUGUGGGGAAACACGAAAUGAUCAACAUGCCUGCCAUUGCUCAGAGGACUGCCUGGACAAGGGAGACUGCUGCACCAACUACAAGACCCUCUGCAAAGGUGAAACUUCAUGGUUGGAAGAAGAAUGUGAAGAGAUAAAGACUCAUGAAUGUCCUGCUGGGUUUGUUCGUCCACCUCUUAUCAUGCUCUCAGUCGACGGCUUUCGAGCCUCCUACAUGAAGAAAGGAAACACAGUAAUACCCAACAUUGAGAAGCUGAGAACAUGUGGUACCCAUGCACCGUACAUGAGGCCUGUCUACCCCACCAAAACCUACCCGAAUUUAUAUACAAUUACAACAGGUCUUUACCCUGAGUCACAUGGCAUUGUGGGUAACUCCAUGUAUGAUCAUGUCUUUGAUGCAACCUUUACACUGCGAGGAAAAGAGAAGCUGAACCAUCGCUGGUGGGGUGGACAGCCUAUCUGGAUAACCUCUGUGAAGCAAGGAGUAAAGGCUGGCACUUUCUUCUGGCCCAUAGGGAUUCCACUGGAGAGGAGAGUGUUAACCAUGCUACAGUGGCUUCAUCUACCUGAUUCAGAGAGGCCUUAUGUUUAUGCCAUGCACUCUGAGCCGACGGAUGCCUAUGGCCACAAGCUAGGCCCUGACAGCGCGGAGAUCAGCAACCCACUGAAAGAGGUCGACAAAAUUGUUGGGCAGCUGAUGAAUGGCUUGAAACAGAUGAAACUCCAUCGAUGUGUCAAUAUCAUCAUGGUUGGAGAUCACGGCAUGGAGGAAGCUCAUUGUGACCGCACGGAGUUUCUUAGCUCGUAUAUGUUUAACGUCGAUGACAUUAUCCUCAUCCCUGGCUCUCUUGGCAGAAUCCGUGCUCGGCACCCCAACAACUCGAAAUAUGAUGCAAAAGCAGUAGUGGCAAACCUUACUUGUAAAAAGCCAGAUCAGCACUUCAAGCCUUACCUGAAGCAACACCUUCCCAAACGUCUCCAUUAUGCUAACAAUCGACGCAUUGAGGACGUCCAUUUGAUGGUGGAGAGAAAAUGGCAUGUAGCAAGGAAGCCUCCAGAGGUAAAAAAGCAUCCAGGCAAAUGUGGCUUUGCAGGCGACCACGGAUAUGAUAACAAGAUCACCAGCAUGCAGACCAUUUUCCUUGGAUAUGGACCAAUGUUUAAAUUCAAGACCAAGAUACCCCCGUUUGAAAAUAUUGAGCUGUACAACGUCAUGUGUGACCUCCUCGGCCUGAAACCGGCCCCAAACAAUGGGACCCAUGGUAGCCUGAAUCACGUGCUAAAAAAUCCUGUCCACAAACCUAGCAUGCCCGAGGAGGUGUCCAAACCAACCUCCUCUGGACUGGCCAGUGGCAUAACUGAUGACUUGGGCUGCACCUGUGAUGAAAAGAAACAACAAGCUGGUGACAAAUUAAAGGAAAAAUCAACAACCCUAGUAACCUUACUUGUCCUAUUGCGUUCAAAAAGUAGGGGGCAGAGGGCUUUGAAAGUGGCCCUGGUAAGAGGCUAUAACCUGGAGUCACUGUGGCUCUGUCUCUUACAGAACAAAGUGGAGGAGCUCAACCUACGACUGAGAAAAGCUAUCGACGACAACAGGAAUCUUCCAUGUGGUCGUCCGGCAGUUAUGUUCCACACCAAGUACAGCAUCCUUCACCACAGUGAUUAUAUCAGCGCAUACAGUGAAGCACUCUCCAUGCCUCUCUGGACCUCCUUUACUGUCUCCAAACAGGUGGAUGUGACAGCACUUCCUGAAGCUCUGAGUACCUGUGUGAGACCUGAUGCAAGAGUUCCUCCAGCAUACAGCCGCUCCUGCACAAGCUACCAAGCAGACAAACAGAUCUCUUACAGUUUUCUAUAUUCACCUCAGCUGGCAACCGGUCAGGAAGCGAGAUAUGAUGCUCUCUAUAUCACCAACACUGUACCAAUGUACCCAGCAUUCAAACGCGUGUGGAGUUACUUCCAAAAGACCCUGGUAAAGAAAUAUGCCAGUGAGAGGAACGGCCUUAAUGUAGUGAUGGGGCCCAUUUUUGACUAUGACUACGACGGCCUUCGUGACUCUGAGGAGAAGAUGAAACAGUAUGUGAGCGGCUCCGUGGCUAUCCCAACUCAUUUUUUCAUUGUUGCAACGAGCUGCUUGGACUACGCACAGACCGUGGACUCGUGUAAUGGCCCAUUAAGUGUAUUCUCCUUCAUCCUUCCCCACAGAGCCGAUAAUGAUGAAAGCUGCAGUAGUUUUGAGGACGAGUCUAAAUGGGUGGAGGAGCUGAUGAAGAUGCAUACUGCACGUGUUCGAGACGUGGAGCUCCUAACAGGACUGGAUUUCUACCGCCGCACCAGCCAAAGUUUUGCAGAUAUCCUCUUGCUAAAGACGUACCUGCACACAUACGAGAGCGAGAUCUAAACCACUGCCUUCCCUGCACUAAUGUCUUCCUCUUCCAUUAAAUCCUGCAACCCCCACCUGUCCUACCCAGUCAGAUGAGAUGGUUAGGUGUAUAUUUUUAUACAAGCCCCUUUUUAAUGUUUUGUAAUGACUGUGAACAUGAUCGUUGCUUUUUAAUAGUGUGGAUGUGAUUAUGUGAGUGUGAGAUUCUGUACUGUAUGCUGUAAUGUAAUAAUGUUUCUUACGUACCACUUAUGUAAUGUGUUUUGAUUUGUCUACAUGCGUGAAAUGAAUUCAAAACAUUAAACACUUUUUUACUUAAAUCCUCCUGAUAGCAGCAGCACCUGGAGGUCAUUAGCAUUUCAAACUGCAUUACGGGGUUACAGUCACAGGAGGGAGCUAUUUGGACACAAAUGAAUCAUUCGCCUUUUCCACUGCACCUUUAUAUAAAGUACUACUGUACGGUUGUUUUUUUAAUCCGUCGAGACACGUUUAGUGGUUUUUUCCAUUGCAAAGUAACCCGUACUGUACUUAAGUCUUCUUUUCCGUCUUUGUACUUUUAAAUAUAGACUAAAAUAUUCAUUUUAAGCAUAAAGAUUGUUAUAAUUAUA
Messenger RNA from Trichomycterus rosablanca, 3367 nucleotides. RefSeq names its product ectonucleotide pyrophosphatase/phosphodiesterase 2 (gene enpp2). Gene Ontology annotation, biological process: immune response; phosphatidylcholine catabolic process. The transcript is spliced from 26 exons. The record is from RefSeq and is a predicted model, not a curated record. Bases 81 to 2777 code for a protein of 898 amino acids. Gene Ontology annotation, molecular function: scavenger receptor activity; polysaccharide binding; nucleic acid binding. NCBI's taxonomy places the organism in Eukaryota, Metazoa, Chordata, Actinopteri, Siluriformes, Trichomycteridae.